CGAAAUCCAUAGCCCUUCCUCUCUGUAAUUUAAAUCUUAACCUCCAAUUUUAAAGACGAAGCCUGCAUUGACAACGUCUGCACAAGUAUUAUAUGUUUUACAAGACCGAGUCGCUCAAAUUGUAUGUAUUAGUAAAUGUCAGCUUAACAUCCCGGACGUGCAGGUCAUAAUAUAGUUUUUUUUCCAUCUUGGAUCAACAAUGGCCUUCAGCAAGGGAUAUCGCAUUUACCACAAGCUGGAUCCACCCCCCUACAGUGUCAUAGUGGAAACUAGGACCAGGGAAGAAUGCCUCAUGUUCGAAUCGGGGGCUGUUGCUGUUCUGUCGGCGGCAGAGAAGGAGGCCAUUAAAAACACAUACACCAAGAUUGUUGAUGCCUAUGGAAUAUUGGGCGUCCUCCGCCUAAACCUGGGUGACUCUAUGCUCCACAGUCUGGUGGUUGUGACAGGAUGCAGCUCUGUGGGGAAGGUGCAGGAUUCUGAGGUUUUCAGGGUCACACAGACAGACUUUAUAUCGCUGAAGAAUGAUCCAGGAGAUGAGGACCGGAUCGCUGAAGUGCGAAAGGUCCUAAACUCAGGACACUUCUAUUUUGCCUGGUCUUCCACUGGAGUCAGCAUGGACCUCAGUCUCAAUGCGCAUCGCAGGAUCCUUGAAGACACUACAGAUAACCGCUUCUUUUGGAACCAGUCUCUGCACCUGCACCUGAAACAUUAUGGAGUAAACUGUGAUGACUGGCUGUUGAGGCUGAUGUGUGGUGGUGUGGAGAUCAGGACCAUCUAUGCAGGGCACAAACAGGCCAAGGCCUGCAUCUUCUCCCGCCUCAGCUCAGAGCGAGCCGGCACGCGAUUCAAUGUUCGAGGAACAAAUGACGAUGGACAAGUGGCCAACUUUGUGGAGACUGAACAGGUUAUUUUCCUGGAUGACAGAGUCUCAUCCUUCAUACAGAUCCGUGGGUCCAUUCCUCUUUUCUGGGAGCAGCCAGGAAUCCAGAAAAAGUCCAUUAAGGGUGUUUUGUUGCAACUGAAUGAGAAUCGGCACCCUAAACAGCUGGAUGAGAACCCCCACCUGGUUGGCUCUCAUCGUGUCAAACUCUCAAGGGGAUUUGAAGCAAAUGCACCAGCAUUCGAAAGGCACUUCACUGCACUGCGGAGGUUGUAUGGUAAACAGGUGAUCAUCAAUCUGCUUGGGAGCAAGGAAGGGGAACACAUGCUCAGCAAAGCAUUUCAGAGUCACCUGAAGGCAUCAGAGCAUGCAUCAGCAGUGAAGAUGGUGAACUUCGACUACCAUCAAAAUGUGAAAGGAGGCAAGGCAGACAAACUCCACAGUGUCCUCAAACCCUACCUCAGCAAGUUUAUAGAAGAGUGUGGGUUCUUCUACUACUCGGGAGAGACAGGAAUCGCAAGGACUCAGGGUGGGACCAUUAGGACCAACUGCCUGGACUGUCUGGAUAGAACCAACAGUGUCCAGGCCUUUUUUGCCCUUGAGAUGCUGCCAAAGCAGCUGGAGGAAAUGGGUCUGACAGAGAAACCCCAGCUGGUGGCCAGGUUCCAGGAGGUUUUUAGGACUAUGUGGUCUGCCAAUGGAGACUCCGUCAGUAAGAUCUACGCGGGCACCGGUGCCCUGGAUGGCAAGGCCAAGGCGGGGAAGCUUAAAGAUGGAGCACGUUCUGUGACAAGGACCAUCCAGAACAACUUCUUUGACAGUUCUAAGCAGGAGGCUAUAGACAUCCUGAGGCUGGGCUCCACGCUUAACAGUGAUUUGGCUGACAAAGCUCGGGCCUUGCUCACCACUUCCAGUCUUUACGUCACUGAGCCCGUCUUACAAUCAGCCUCCCCAAGAGUAUUGCUGGGAAUGUGUCAAAACUACCAUAAAUACACGAGGCCCAAGCAGAUUCGGGUGUGUGUCGGCACCUGGAAUGUCAAUGGGGGUAAACAGUUUCGCAGCAUUGCGUUCCGCAACCAGACGCUCAAUGAUUGGCUGUUGGAUGCUCCAAAGAAGGCAGGGCAUCCUGAGUUCCAGGACAGCAAAGCCAACCCUAUAGAUAUCUUUGCCAUCGGUUUUGAGGAAAUGGUUGAACUGAACGCUGGCAACAUUGUCAGUGCCAGCACCACUAACCAGAAACUUUGGGCAGCUGAGCUCCAAAAAAACAUAUCUCGAGACCACAAGUACGUGCUGCUUGCUUCAGAGCAGCUGGUGGGGGUGUGUCUGUUUGUUUUCAUCCGCCCCCAGCAUGCACCCUUCAUCAGGGAUGUUGCCGUCGAUACUGUAAAAACUGGAAUGGGCGGGGCUACAGGCAAUAAAGGCGGUGUGGCCAUCCGCCUGCUGUUCCAUACCACCAGCAUCUGCUUUGUCUGCUCCCACUUUGCUGCUGGCCAGUCACAAGUAAAAGAGAGGAACGAUGACUACAAUGAGAUCACACGCAGACUCACCUUCCCCAUGGGUCGUCUGCUAUACUCGCAUGACUACGUUUUCUGGUGUGGAGACUUUAACUAUCGAAUCAGCCUGCCCAACGAGGAAGUAAAAGACCUUAUCAGACAACAGAACUGGGAUGCCUUGACAUCUGGGGACCAGUUGUUGGACCAGAAGAAUGCUGGUUUGGUUUUCCGAGGUUUCAUUGAGGGGAAGUUAGAUUUUGCCCCCACCUAUAAAUAUGACCUCUUCUCAGAAGAUUAUGACACCAGUGAGAAAUGCCGCACACCAGCCUGGACUGACCGCAUACUCUGGAAGAGGAGGAAGUGGAACUUUGACAAAACAGCUGAGGAGAUGAAUGUAGUAGGGGCAACGUCUACAUCUGGGGAGAAUGAGGAAGAUCCAGAGAACCCCUGGAGCCCUGGGAUUUUGAAGUACUAUGGCAGGGCUGAGCUUAAGACCUCGGACCACAGGCCUGUGGUAGCGAUAAUGGAUGUGGACAUUCUGGAGGUCGACCCUGAGGAUCGGCACCAGGUCUACAAAGAUGUCAUUGCCCUUCAGGGGCCUCCAGAUGGCACCAUCCUGGUGUCACUCUGCUCCUCCGGCCCUGAAGAUUACUUUGACGAUGCACUCAUAGACGAGCUGCUGGACAAGUUUACUCAGUUUGGAGAGGUCAUCCUCAUCAGGUUUGUUGAGGAGAAGAUGUGGGUGACUUUCCUGGAAGGGUACUCUGCUCUUGCUGCUCUGUCUCUCAGCGCUUCCACUGUCCUUGGCAAGAUGAUUGACAUCCGUCUGAAGAGUCCAGGCUGGAUCAAGAGUUUGGAGGAGGAGAUGAGCGUAGAGAGGAUCUGUGGAAGCAUCCCCACCUCGGCCAGCUCCACCCUGCUUGCUGAGGAUACAGACAUGGGCGACGAUGAUUAUGAUAUGGAAGGUGAUGUGGACGAUGAGGUGGAGGAGAUCCUUCCCCAGCACCUGCAGCCUGGUGCAGGCUCCGGCCCCGGAUCCUCCCCUCUCCCCUCACCCCGCAGUAGCCCCUGUCCCUCCCCCACCCACGGAGAACCUGCAGCCCCCAGCAGGCCUAGUCGUUCACAACCCUCCCGACCAUCACAAGGGCCUCCUGUCGACUUCCAGCCUGGUGCCCCAACAUCUCAAAGCAUGGAGCCCAAGCGCCAACCUCCCCCUCGUCCCAACGCCCCCCCACCCAGACCAGCACCCCCUCAACGCCCACCACCACCUUCAGGAGGCAUGAGCCCUCUGCCAGUUAGAAAGGACUCUGGAGACUUUGGCAAGUGUCUCAGCCCACUGCUUUAUAGGAGAGGCAGUGAAGACUGUGUUCCCAGCCCAAUGCUCGGUAGGAGAGGCAGUGAAGGACCUAAAAGCCCCGCUCUUCCUCGACCAGAUGCUGCUGCAGGUCGAGGACAGGCAGCAGUGGGCGCUCCUGGACCUGGAGGUGCUCCCAGACCAAAUAUCCCUCCUCGAGCUGGGGUAAUCAGUAUGCCACCUCAGUCUCGCCCGCCACAUCCCUCUCACCCUGGAGCACCCAGACCCAUCCCGGAGGUGCAUCCUGGGGCCCCUCGGCCCAUCCCAGACACCCACCCCGGAGCCCCAAGACCUGUGCCAAGUGCACAGGCUAAACCGACUGACUUGCCUCUGGGUCCCCCUCUCUCAGGACCACCUCCUACAGAGCUUGCUGCAGCGAGACCCCAAGUUCCAUCACCCAUGCAGCCACCCAUGCAACCCCAACAAGCUGCCCCUUCAGCUCAGUCCCAACUCCCACCACCGAUGCAGCCCACACUUCCAGCUCCACUCCAGCCGCAGCAAGCUGCGGCUCCUCAAGCAGGGCCCCCUCCUGCCGCUCUUGCUGGGCCUCCACAGGGUCUAGCCUCUCCUAAACCCCCACCACGUUCCCGCUCCUCUCACGCUCUGCCACCUGAUGCUGCCAAGGCUGAGACAGCCCCAGCUGCGCAGACCAAUGGACUGAAUGGAAUCCAAAGAGAAGCACAAUGGAAGCCUGACCCUUUCGACACACUUGCAUCUGACCUCCUCUCCUCUUCCUCAUCUCCCUGGCACACCACCCAGUCCCUGACCAGAGGCUCCUCUCUGCGUAAACCCCCCUCUGUUCCUGCGUUGUCCUCCAGCACUCUCCCUCCAUCUUUCUCCCUCCAGUCCUCCGCUCUCUCAGAUCUGCAGGCGCUUGGUUCGUCCUCGUCUUCCUCACUCUCCACCCCAUCACCGUUCGCCUCCUCCCUGCUCCCGCCUCCCCCAGUCCCGUCUCGCAGUCGUUCGCAGGAGACGCUGCGUGCCUCCCCCGGGCCCUUCCCGACUGACCCGCUCCCUGCCCGACCCAGCAGCACCAAUCCAUUCACAGGCCCACUGGUGCAGCAGCAUCAGCAGCAGCGCUCGCUCACACCGGACUUCAGCGUCCAGCGUCCGGCCCCAACGUUAAACCUUCAGAGGACUAUGUCUGCUUUUACUCAGCCACUCAUCCCCACCUCUGCUCCGACAGCAGCCUCCACUGUUGCUCCCGCAUCCCAGUUGCAAAGGACCAUGUCUCUGUUUGGACCAUCACCCACUCUCAGUCAUACACCUGCUCCUCUGCUCCCCUUCACCCAUGACCCAUCUCCUGCCCCCACCCCCGCCUUGCCUCUGGCACCGCCCUCGUCCAUACCACCUGCCCUCGCGCCUCGUCGCCAGCCAUUUCCCCCGGGAGGGAAACCGACCCAGCAGUGGGUCACUUUCGAUGAUGAUUUUCCUUCAACCAAAACACCACAAGCCCCCACCUUCCCUUCCAGUGCCCUAGUGUCCCAGACUCAGACUCUGCCUUCCCGCUCCGUGUUUGACUCAGAGCCUGACUGGUUAUCCUCCGCCCCUUCAGUAUUCCCAACCCUCCCUCCUCCCAUUCCAACCAGAACGGUAACCAGUAACCCAAAGCUCCCAUAGGGACCCGGUGACGACUGCUUCUUCUCUAGGGAGUCGACAGAAAGAUAGGAUCAUUCUUAAUAUGUAAAGGGCAUAUCCAGAUAUGUAUAGAUCUAUGAUAAAUGUGUAUGUCUGUGUGUGUAUUGUACAAAAGAAACAGUAUUUAAGAAGUAUAGACCAAUCCCCUUCUGAAUCAAAGGAAAGGAUUUAUAUCUCAAGCAGAAACAUGAGAAGUAUGAGCCUAAACGUGUGUUCUAACUUCUAACCACAGAGAUGUUUGCUUGUUCCCUGAUAUUAACAUUUAUUUUAAUAUGAAUCGUUCUUUUAUUUUUAUUUAUGGCAGCAAACAUGUGCCUGUGUCUACAGUAUAUAGUUAUAUAAAGUACAUCUAUACACACAAAUCAUGUGUGAAUUCACCGGUGCAAUAUCAAGACACGUCUGCGUGGCCGUGCAGUGCACUGCAUUCGUCCGCAAGCUUUCACCUGUAACUGUGUUACCUUUGCAUUUACACUGGCUGACACACUGCGGCUCAAAUCCACCAUUUUGACUGAUCUGUACAUUGCAGCCUGAUUUCUCAGUGUAGAGGGUAAUCUUCAACUUUUUCAGUUUUGUCAGUUUACAUGUGGUAGAAAGCUAUGCACUACAGGUUUUAAAUUUGCCCUCAGAAUUGCUGCAGUGUGCGGCAAUCAGAGAAUUACUUUAAUUUGCAAAGAGUUUGUUGUGAGUCUUUCUUUCUGUUCUUUUGUGUCUAAGGGGUGCAAAUUUAAAAAGUAUUUUUGUGCGCUUACUUUUAUCAUGAAUGUACUUUAUGUCGCACUGGGUUUUGUCAUUGCCUCCUCGCCGGCACCACAGUGUGAACAUGUUCAGCAUGAGUCGGUGUCAUAGUCAGACCGUUCACUGCCGCAGCACUGAUAGCUCUGUAAUAUCAUCUCAUCCACUCUCUCUCUACUCGGUCAUCAUUCUUUGUCUAUGGGCUGGUACGCUUAGCUGAAUAUAUAUUUUGUAGCUCUAUAUCAAAACCUAUACAUAGUGAAUAUGUAUAAAUGUAUGUUUUCAGUAUGGAAACUACUCGCUAAAUGUGUGUGUGUUUGUGAUGACCGUAUCAGUGGUUUGCACAAUGUAACUGAUAUGCACUGAAAUGUAUGUGCUCUCUUGGUUGUAUUCUUGUUGAUGGUAGAGUGACAGAAACGAGAGCCUGCGGACUGAACGUGGAGAGGGCUUUUAUUUUUUACCUUUCCACCUCUGUAGUGUUUUGAUCCUUCUUGAUUUAUCCAAAGCAUUUAACCAUACUAUUGUAAAUUCAGAGAAUGUGGCAUAUGCCUGUAUACUUCUGUUCUCUUUAAGUAUGAAGGUGAUGCGAUUUGGGUCUGUGGACAUGGCAGCAAAGACACGCAUAAUAAUAAUAAUAAUAAGAGGGCACUUUUUUUUUUCCAAACUUAAACUUUUGUUUACUGCAAAGGUCAAGCUUUUAAUUUCUAAGGACAUUUACUCUAAAUAAUCUAUUGAUACUGUGGUGAGAAGUAAUGUGUUGUGUUUGAGGUGCAUAUCGUCUGUUGUGGUGUUGUUGUGUGUUUGGAUGUGAGUGUGUGUACAGAGUAAAGAAUGGAAUGCCAGAGCUUUCCACCCCCCCAGUAAGUCUUCUUUAAAGUACACACACAGUGUAUUUGCUUACAGGUUCUGAACCAACAACCACUGUAUUCACUCGGUCAUGACUGUAACUGUGUAUUUCCGCUCCCCAGCCGGCACAGAGCUCUGUGGUGGCAGCACUGUAUGCGAAACGAUAUAAGACAAUGGAAUUUUUUUUAUUUAUUUUUUUCCCACAAAGCACCCACAACCUGACUGAGAAUUCCCCGGUAGCAACACGUUAUUCAACACCUUGACUGAAUUAACAGACUCAACUACACUGUCGGCUCGAACCCAAACGCAUCUCCAAAUAACCAUUUCCAGUUAUUUGUUGUGUCCUUCCCAGGCGCAGUGUGGCCCACAUUCCAGACAGUAGUGUGAUUUGAGUGUUGGGUGUUAAACUCUUCUCAACGUUUAAAGAUCCACCAGUGAUAUCUAACCCAUAUCCGUUUCCUCAAGUUGAGAGUAAUUGUUACUGAGCCUCACUGAUUUCAUUCAUGAGGUAGGUGUGUGUGUGUGUAUGUAUGGUGUUGUCAGAGGUGAUAUGUCAGUAUUUUUUCCCCGUACUACCUACUUCACCCUUUCACAUCUAUUGAGUUGUAUAGGUCAGCGUCAAUGCUGACAAUGCUGACAAGCAAUAGUUUUGCAAAAGGAUCAGUGAGAGUACAAGCCUCUCUCACACGACACAUGCCAGCUGUGUCCGUUUACUCAGAUGUUUCCCCAACCUUCAGAAAUUAUGUAACUGGUUUGAAAUCUGUAGUCUUAAAAGCGUUUUGAUGGUUUAUGGGAGGAUAAAACAUCUGACCCAAGAAAGUACCAGCUAACGCUUCCGCGCUUUGUUUAAACACCAUGUAAAAUACGUACAAUAAAAUAAUCUUCUUUCACUGCACUGAAAGCAGUAGCUAUCAAUGUAAGCAAGUGUAUCAGGUUGCCUUUGCUUACAUGUCGAUGUCAUCUAAAUGCAUUUAUUGUGUUAUCCAAAUGUGUGCAGUAGAUAACUGUAUCUGCAUUAAAAGUAGGUGACUAGCCAGUGCUUUGUGUCAUGUCAUGUUCAAGAUGAUUUUAUAGGAAACAAAUUGCUCCUUUUGUGAGGUUGGUGUCCCUUUUUAUGGCUAUAAUCCAUAGUAAAUAAGAGUCUGUGUUGUUGAACAUAUUCUGUAUGUACUAAAGAGAAAACAUGAAGCUGCGAUUCAUGUUAAUAUCCAAUGUUCCAUAUUUUAAGUGCACAGCUGAUUGCACAUUUAUGUAUGAAGCAGUUUAUGUUGUAUGUAUGCAAAAAUAAAUGUAAGUUUACCUGAA
Messenger RNA from Dicentrarchus labrax (European seabass), 8248 nucleotides. It is a transcript of the gene synj1, whose product is annotated as synaptojanin 1. Bases 200 to 5347 code for a protein of 1715 amino acids. The record is from RefSeq and is a predicted model, not a curated record. The transcript is spliced from 34 exons. Lineage: Eukaryota; Metazoa; Chordata; Actinopteri; Moronidae. Gene Ontology annotation, biological process: phosphatidylinositol dephosphorylation; synaptic vesicle endocytosis. Gene Ontology annotation, molecular function: nucleic acid binding; phosphatidylinositol-4,5-bisphosphate 5-phosphatase activity.